Molecule: messenger RNA, 1860 nt
Organism: Eremothecium gossypii ATCC 10895
Lineage: Eukaryota; Fungi; Ascomycota; Saccharomycetes; Saccharomycetales; Saccharomycetaceae
Gene: UBA2
Product: E1 ubiquitin-activating protein UBA2
Exons: 1
Coding region: 1-1860 (619 amino acids)
Biological process (GO): protein sumoylation
Cellular component (GO): SUMO activating enzyme complex; cytoplasm
Molecular function (GO): SUMO activating enzyme activity
Source: RefSeq, marked provisional
AUGCGCGACUACAGUGUGCGUCAGAUCAUCGGCGAUGGGCAGUUUACACGGUUGCGGGAUAUGAAGGUGCUGUUAGUGGGCGCAGGCGGUAUCGGGUGCGAGCUGCUCAAGAAUCUGGUGCAGAUGGGGUUUGGGGAAGUGCACGUGGUGGACCUGGAUACCAUUGAAAUAUCGAACCUGAAUCGGCAGUUUCUGUUCCGACAGCGAGAUGUGAAGCGGGCGAAGGCUGCGACGGCGGUGGCCGCAGUCGGGUACUUCAGCUCGGGACGUCUGGUGGCGCACCAGGGCAACAUCACGGACGCGACGGUGUUCCCGCUGGCAUGGUUCCGGGGGUUUGCGGCGGUGUUCAACGCACUGGACAACGUCGCGGCCAGACGGCAUGUGAACCGGAUGGCGCAGUUUGCGAGCAUUCCGCUGCUGGAGUCCGGGACGGCGGGAUUCGAUGGGCAGGUGCAGCCCAUCGUUCCUGGGAAAACGGAGUGCUUCGACUGCACGGCGAAGGAGACGCCGCGGACGUACCCGGUGUGCACGAUCCGGUCCACGCCGUCGCAGCCGGUGCAUUGUGUGAUAUGGGCAAAGAACUUUCUGUUUCAGCAGCUGUUUGGGGAGCCGGCUGAACCGCCCGCUACGGAAGACCUGGGGACAGACGACCCCGCCGAGAUUGCGCGGAUCAGACAGGAGAGCGGCGAGCUUGCGCAGCUGCAGGAGUGGGCGCGGACAGGAGACACAGCGCGCGUGCGGGCAGUGAUUGAGAAGCUAUUCGUGGUAGACAUCCAGAAGCUUGCGGCGAUAGAAAGUCUGUGGCACACUCGUCCUCAGCCUGAGGCGCUUGAGGGGUUUGAGCUUGGUGUUCCCUCCAACGCGGCAGACGCGAGCGCCCUGUGGGGGAUCCAGGAGCACCUGAACCGUUUUGCCGCGUCGCUGCGCCGCCUCAUGGAACGCAUGCCGAGGGAGGGCAGUAUUGAGUUCGACAAGGACGAUGCCGAUGCAUUGGAGUUUGUCGCAACUGCUGCGAAUAUUCGGGCACAUAUUUUCCACAUUAAGAUGCUGUCUGUGUUUGACAUCAAGCAAAUCGCAGGAAAUAUUAUCCCCGCGAUUGUGACAACGAACGCAAUCAUCGCGGGCCUGAGCGCCCUGGUUUCACUACGUGUGCUCAAUCUCUUGCGUGUGAUGCCGAAUGACCCGCUGAACCUGCCAAUGGCUUUCACGUCAAUGGCCUCUAAAAUCUCUUCGAACAGAUACCUUGCUGCUCCGCGGCUAUCGCCGCCGAACCCCAACUGCUCUGUCUGUGCGCAUUACCAGCGUUGUGCGCUGACAGUGGGCGCAGUACGUUGCAAGACGCUUACCCUGGGUGAGCUUAUCGAGGCAGUUCAAGAGAAAUAUGGCUUUUCUAACGAGGUUUCCGUUGUCGAUACGUCUACCAAUCGUCUAUUGGCAGACUUUGACUUUGAUGACCUAAAUGGCAACACGUUGGAGAAACUAGAAUUGCGCACCGGUAGUAUCCUGACGGUUUCGGAUGACGUCCCAAGCGAAGAGGAUAACACGGUGCGGAAGCCAAUAGAAUUUUAUCUGGAACUCAGUGAUAGCGCAACGGGUUUUGAGCUUAUAGAACUGCCACACAUACGGGUUAUUGACAAGGAAACUGCAUCGAACUCUGACUCUGUAGAAGCCGAUGGGAAGACUGCAGAGGUAGACCUAGAUUUGGUCGAUGCCUCAGGGGCCAUAGUUAUCCAAGAUGAAGAAGACAGCCAGCCAGACGCGGCUAAACGCAAGCACAGUCGCGAUAGUGAGAGCGACGACUCUACAUCUAAGCGCGCAAGGUUGGAUGCUGAUUCUGCUGAGAUCCUGAUACUUGAUUAA